Achroia grisella is the source of this 789-nucleotide messenger RNA. RefSeq lists its product as uncharacterized. The record is from RefSeq and is a predicted model, not a curated record. Gene Ontology annotation, molecular function: transmembrane monodehydroascorbate reductase activity. Lineage: Eukaryota; Metazoa; Arthropoda; Insecta; Lepidoptera; Pyralidae. Bases 1 to 789 code for a protein of 262 amino acids. The transcript has 3 exons.
AUGGAUAGACCUGGCACCAGUCGCCAAUCCGUGGAGAAGAUUGAAGUCUUCGAGGUACGAGAGCAUGUUCCUUACCAAGCUGAAAUAACCAGGGCGCCAGCAGAGUACGACGAAGAAAGUGGGGAAACAUACGAUUCCUGGAGCUCAGCCUGGAAAUCCAUCUGUCAGCUUUAUAAUUUAUUACACCACAUGCAAGUGGCAAUCGUGGUAUACUGUUUGUGGCAUUUCGCUCUGACGUCAUCACCUAACGGAUCCAUUACUAACUUACAACUGCACAUAAUCUUCGCGGGCACUGGUUACCAACUGUUCCUUGUGGAGGCUAUAUUGACGUUACAUCGCCAUAACUCUUGGUCAUUCCAACUGUCCGAUGACUCUAAACGCAUCGUACACGGAUGUCUGCAGCUCAUUGGGUCGGUGUUCGUAAUGGCUGGCACUUUUCUAGGUUUAGCUGAUGUUAAUAUAAGCGUCAUUACUCCUCACGGGAUUUGCGGUAUAAUUGCCUUGGGAUUUACAUUAUUAAGCUUUUUAUCGGGUAUCAUGGCACUAUUUUCUUCAAAAGUACGGCUGAUGGUGAAGAGUGGUCCUAUGAAAAUGGUGCAUAUGGCAGUCGGCCUGUUCGCUAUAUCCAUGGGUCUAGUCACAAUAGCUAUGGGCUUCCAUAUGCCGGUCUUCAGUUCAUCACAAGAGCGUCUGUCAACAGCACUAAUAGUUUUUGUAGUUUUAAAUCUUGUAUACAUACUUAUACAGCCGAUUGUUAAUAUAGUAUCCACAACGAAACGUGUAAUGUGA